AUGCACAUCGCAUACCUCGGCCUGGGCAACAUGGGCGCCGAGAUCUCGGCGCGCCUCGCCGUCUUCGCCAAGGACAACGGCCACGCGCUGACGGUCUGGAACCGGAGCCAGGACAAGUACGCGGGCCUGCGCUCCAAGAUCGGGGCGACGUUCGCGACGGACCUGAAGGAGAUCAAGGGCGCCGACGUCGUCUUCCUCAUGGUCUUGAACGACAAGGCGAGCGCCGACGUGCUCGCGCAGGUGCUCGAGGUCUGCCCGACCGCCGUCGUCGUCGACCAGAGCAGCGUGAACCCCAAGACGAGCAUUGCGAAUGAGAAGGCGGCGGCGGCGGCUGGCGCACGAUACCUUGCUGCGCCGGUGUUUGGGCGCCCGGACGCCGCAGAGGCCGGCAAGCUCAUCCAGGUCGUGAGCGGGAACAAGGAGGCGCAGGAGCUCGUCAAGCCCCUCUUUGAUGUGUCGGCGCGCGCGGUUAUCAACGUCGGCGAGGAGGUGUACAAGGCCACCACCGUCAAGCUCAUGGGAAACGCCAUGAUCCUCGGCAUGAUGGAGAUGCUCGCCGAGGUGUACGCCCUCGGCGACGCGACCGGCAUCGAGCCCGAUGUCUUCCAGCAGUUUGUCGAGAUGUUCUUCCCCACGCCCAGCUAUCAGGUGUACGGCCGCAAGAUCGGCCAGGGAAGCUUCUCGGCCGCGGGCGGCUUCCGCUUGGAAGGUGGAUUGAAGGACGCCAACAACAUCCUCUCGGUCGGCGCGGAUCUCGGCCACCCCGUCCCGCUUCCCACGAUUGAGCUCGCGAAGAAGCACAUGCUCCGCGCAGUCGAGAUGGGCGGGCAGGACCAGGACUGGAGCUCGCUCAGCGCGGCUGUGCGCGAGGAGGCCAAGCUCGAGCCAUACCGGAAGAAGCAGGAGUAG
Molecule: messenger RNA, 909 nt
Organism: Cutaneotrichosporon oleaginosum
Lineage: Eukaryota; Fungi; Basidiomycota; Tremellomycetes; Trichosporonales; Trichosporonaceae
Molecular function (GO): NADP binding; oxidoreductase activity, acting on the CH-OH group of donors, NAD or NADP as acceptor
Source: RefSeq, a predicted model, not a curated record